GAUACAUUUUAAAAAGCGGAAGGUUUAAUUUAAAAAUUUAUUUUUCAAGAAUAAAAGUUGAAAAAAGUAAAACAAUUAUUUAAAGUUUAAGAAGGAUUGAAAAAAUUUGCUAUAAAAUAAGAAAAUUUUCAGUAUCGGAUUAUACAGUCACAUUGAGUUUAAAAAAAAUUGUUGAUGAAUUGUCUAGAAAAACGAAAACUAAUAAAAACAAUUUGUAUUUUCACAAAACAAUUUCUGCAAUAUUAACCAAAGUAUUUUAAUAAUUUAUACUCUUCUUACUUUAAAUUUAACCUUGAAAAUUUUGAACAACGUCAAAAGAUUGAGAAAAGUGAGAAAAAAAUCACAAUGAAAUUUAUUGCAACACUUCCUAAAGCCUUCAUCAUCAACACCAUCAUCUUCUUCUUCUUCGCAUCAUGGACCAGCACUGUGUCAGCACGGCGGUUUAAACGUCAAAAUAUUGACGUGACAACUUCAGUCGAUACCCCCGAUUCAUCUGAAACGUCGACACUACCAACGACAACCACAACUACCAUAACCACUUCUACCACAACUACGCCUACCACAACUACUUCUACUACAACCACAACUACGACUAGAUCUUCAUCUACAAAUUCUUCGAUUAAUUCAAUCAUUGGUGAUCUCGGACCUCUCAAAGAAGUUGAUGUCGUUCUCGUUAUGUCGAGAGCUAGGUCUAUCGGAAAGAGAGUUUUCUAUGAGCAUGGUCGCCCGGUAGCCUUCAGACUAUUGAGGCAGUACGCAACGGUGCAUCCAAGUUUCACCAGAGUGGCCUUCAUAACGUACGCCUUCAAUUCAACUGUUGUUUAUAACGGCAUAACUGACCGCAGCAAAGCGAUGGACAAAUGCGCCAUGUUCCCACCUGUUCCUGAUAGCAAUGGGUGA
Messenger RNA from Helobdella robusta, 900 nucleotides. RefSeq lists its product as hypothetical. The record is from RefSeq and is a predicted model, not a curated record. The transcript has 2 exons. NCBI's taxonomy places the organism in Eukaryota, Metazoa, Annelida, Clitellata, Rhynchobdellida, Glossiphoniidae. The coding region runs from base 346 to 900 and encodes 184 amino acids.